AUGUCAAAGAAACAGGAAACCACCAUUUUGGUGAGCGACGAGGAGGGGAUAAGCAGUAGAGCAACAAUGCGGAUUCCGGCGUUUUGGCCAGAAGAUCCAGAAAUAUGGUUCGCACAGGUAGAAAGCCAGUUCGCCCUUUGUGGAGUAAAGGAGGAUGAAGCAAAAUACGCAUAUGUAUUAUCGAAAUUGGAGCCGAAACAAGCCAGAGAGGUGAAAGAUGUAAUUACACAACCGCCGACUGGAAGCAAAUAUCCGACGGUGAAGAAAGCAUUAAUUCAGCGUUUGACAGACUCACAGGAGAAUCGCAUCCGGCAACUUCUGGAACAAGAAGAGCUGGGAGAUAGAAGACCGUCACAGUUCCUACGUCAUUUAAAAACCUUGGCAGGGACAACGGUAUCAGACAAGUUAUUGCGAACAUUAUGGCUGGGCCGCUUACCACCGCAAGUCCAAGCAAUUCUAGCGACAAGGGCAGAAGAUGACAUAGACAGCGUGGCCGAACAGGCGGACCGCAUUCACGAAAUAAAUAGCAGAGCACUGGUCGUAGCAACAACUCCGCAAGUAGCAGCAGCACAAGCUUCAACAUCAACCCCAUCAGAGCAAAUCGAGGCAUUAACAAAACAGGUAGCCGAGUUAACCAAGCAGAUGGCAAAAUGGAUGAAGCAAAGCAGGUCUCGACCAAGGAGCCGGUCGAGAAGCAAGCCAAGACGAGGAGCAAUCAAGGAGGAAGAAGACAUCUGCUAUUACCAUCGCAGGUUCGGAGCAGAGGCUCGCAGAUGCGCGCAGCCCUGCGCUUACAAAGAAAAAAACCAAGAGGGCAGUCAUUAA
Messenger RNA from Pseudomyrmex gracilis, 825 nucleotides. RefSeq lists its product as uncharacterized. Lineage: Eukaryota; Metazoa; Arthropoda; Insecta; Hymenoptera; Formicidae. The transcript has a single exon. The record is from RefSeq and is a predicted model, not a curated record. The coding region runs from base 1 to 825 and encodes 274 amino acids.